Messenger RNA from Oryza brachyantha (malo sina), 1353 nucleotides. RefSeq names its product oxygen-evolving enhancer protein 1, chloroplastic. The record is from RefSeq and is a predicted model, not a curated record. Gene Ontology annotation, molecular function: oxygen evolving activity. Gene Ontology annotation, cellular component: photosystem II oxygen evolving complex. Lineage: Eukaryota; Viridiplantae; Streptophyta; Magnoliopsida; Poales; Poaceae. The coding region runs from base 56 to 1060 and encodes 334 amino acids. Gene Ontology annotation, biological process: photosystem II stabilization; photosystem II assembly. The transcript is spliced from 2 exons.
AACGCCCUUCACGACGCACGGCCACCGCCACACCACUCCACCCCCACGCGCGACGAUGGCAGCAUCACUCCAAGCCGCGGCCACCCUGAUGCAGCCGGCCAAGCUCGGCGGCCGACCGGCCUCCUCCGCCGCGCUCCCGUCGCGCCCCUCGUCGCACGUCGCCAGGGCGUUCGGCGUCGACGCCGGCUGCAGGGUCUCGUGCUCACUGCAGUCCGACAUCCGGGAGGUCGCCAGCAAGUGCGCCGACGCCGCCAAGCUCGCCGGCUUCGCCCUCGCCACCUCUGCGCUCCUCGUCUCGGGCGCCAGCGCGGAGGGCGCGCCGAAGAGGCUGACCUUCGACGAGAUCCAGAGCAAGACGUACAUGGAGGUGAAGGGGACGGGGACGGCGAACCAGUGCCCGACGGUGGACGGCGGCGUCGACACCUUCCCCUUCAAGUCCGGGAAGUACAACGUGAAGAAGUUCUGCCUGGAGCCGACGUCGUUCACGGUGAAGGCGGAGGGCAUCGCGAAGAACGCGCCGCCAGAGUUCCAGAAGACGAAGCUCAUGACCCGGCUGACCUACACCCUCGACGAGAUCGAGGGCCCCCUCGAGGUGAGCGCCGACGGCAACAUCAAGUUCGAGGAGAAGGACGGCAUCGACUACGCCGCCGUCACCGUGCAGCUGCCGGGGGGCGAGCGCGUGCCGUUCCUCUUCACCAUCAAGCAGCUGGUGGCCACCGGCAAGCCAGAGAGCUUCAGCGGGCCCUUCCUCGUGCCAAGCUACCGUGGCUCCUCCUUCCUCGACCCCAAGGGCCGCGGCGGCUCCACCGGCUACGACAACGCGGUGGCGCUCCCCGCCGGAGGCAGGGGCGACGAGGAGGAGCUCGCGAAGGAGAACGUGAAGAACGCCUCGUCGUCGACGGGCAACAUCACGCUGAGCGUGACCAAGAGCAAGCCGGAGACCGGCGAGGUGAUCGGCGUCUUCGAGAGCGUGCAGCCGUCGGACACGGACCUCGGCGCCAAGGUGCCCAAGGACGUGAAGAUCCAGGGGGUGUGGUACGCGCAGCUCGAGUCUAACUAAGAGCGAUCAGGAGAGGAGGAGAAGGGAAGGGGAAUUGGAGGCGCGACGUGUAUCUAGUAAUGCAAAGUCAAUGGGGGCUGUUGGUUUUUAAAUUUUUAGCUUUUUUGUUUCUUCCUCCUCUAUAAUUCUCGCGAACUGAUGAUCGAUCCCUCAUGGUGUUUAUUUGCAUUUGGAGGAGUGGAAAGGACACUGUACGAUACCUCUUGUGUGCGCCUUUCUUCACGAACUUUAAAUUCGCCUUUCAAUUGUGACUUCCCUUCUAGUACUUCUACAUGAACAUAUAUUACCUGUAA